This is a messenger RNA of Triplophysa rosa, 2691 nucleotides long. RefSeq names its product B-cell receptor CD22-like. The transcript has 8 exons. The record is from RefSeq and is a predicted model, not a curated record. Bases 317 to 1639 code for a protein of 440 amino acids. Lineage: Eukaryota; Metazoa; Chordata; Actinopteri; Cypriniformes; Nemacheilidae.
GAAGUCAAUGGGGACCAAUGUUUUUGGUUACCAACAUUUUUUUAAAUAUCUUCUUUUGUGUUCUGCAGAAGAAAGAAAUUCACACAGGUUAAAAAUGACAACAGGUUGAAUACAUCAUUACAGAAUUUUCAAUUUAAAGAUGAACUAUUCCUUUAAGGUCUGGUACAGUAUGUACUGUAUAUUCUUGUGAAUAUCGUGUUGUUUCUUUUCUUGCAGUAACUGUCUUCCUGUAUGACUCGUUUAAGUUGAGGAAGACAUUUUUGGACACUUCUGCUUUUGUCAAACUCUUAUUUGAGUGCCCUUGAUAAGAAUCCAUAUGGCAAAAAUUGAGAUCAUUUUCUUCAUUAUCAUCAGCAGCUCUGUGUUACUACACACUCAUUCAGCUGAUGUGUAUUCAGCUUUACUUCCAAACACAGUAACAGCUCUCACAGGAUCUUGUGUACAGAUACCCUGCACAUUUGAUGUCCCUGAUUUUGAUGAGAAACUGCAGAACACAAAACACAUUUAUGGAAUUUGGAUGAUGAAGUCUCCAUACUUUAAUAAAGAAAGUAGUUUGCUAGUGUUUAACAGCAGUGAAAACAUCAUCCAAGGAUUCAGUCACAUAGAGAUGAUUGGAAACCUGCAAAAGAGAAACUGCACCACUGUCUUCUAUAACAUCAUGAUGAAUCAUUCAGACACUUAUUACUUCAGACUGCAAAUGGAGCCAGAUGUGUUCAGAGCAACAUUUAACACCAAUCCAGAUGAUUCAAGUGAUUCACGCAAGACUGUGAGGAUCAAUGUUAUGGAUUCACCACAUCCUCCUGAACUCAGUAUCACUCCACAUGUGUCCAAACAUGUGGAGGGCACUUCAGUCAGUCUGAGGUGUUCUGCUGAAGCUCCCUGCCCCAAAAAACCUCCUACAUUAUCCUGGUCUUACAUCCCCUCAUCUGCCAACAUCACAACACAGAUACAAGAGAAACCUGAUAAAACUCAAUCUGUGAUUUCCACAAUGACCUUCAAUGCUUCAUACACGGAUCACAAGAAGAACAUCUCCUGCACUGUAACAUAUCCAACACACAUCUCUAAAGACACAACUGUGGAAAACACCAUAACGCUACAAGUUCUGUUUCCUCCAAAAAAGACAUCUGUCAGUGUUGAACCAUCUGCUUCAGUCUCUGUGGGCACUAAUGUGACUUUGACCUGCAACACCAAAGGCAGUCAUUCAAAAAACAUUAGCUACACCUGGUACAGACGUGGACAGGAGACACCUCUAGCCUGGAAUAAAAAUAUUACCCUCAUUGUUACUCAUAAUAAUACAGGAUGGUAUUUCUGCACAGCACAGAAUAAAUUUGGCAACCAGAUGUCAGAAGAGAUCCAGCUCAUGAUAAAAGAGCACAAUGGAUCCUCUAAAUCUGUGAUUUAUGGCUGUACAGGAGGACUUCUGACUUUACUUGUGCUUUCUGCAGUAUUUGUUUAUUGUGUGAGGAUGGCAUCCAGUCAAAACAAUAUCAGAGAAAAAGAUCAGAUCGCUGAUGACGAAACACUCAUCAUCUUCUAUGGAGAGACUGACGUGUCAAAGCUGAAGAACUGCUUCAUCGCAGGAACAAAUUUCAGAUGUGAUGAACUUACAAGUACUGUACAGUACACUCAGGUGCCAUAAAGAAUUCCCAUUAAAAAAUUGUAGUCUGUAUCUCGGCCAAUAGUCUUAAUACUGUUGUGCUAGCAAAAGUGUCUGAAAAUUGUGCAACAUUUGGAAUUUUGUCAACAUCAAAAUGUAUUUUGUUAAAUUGUUCCUGUCUGUGAUUAUGAAAAUAAUAUACCAAAUAUAUGUGAAUCUAAAGAUGUUUGACUAAACAGCAGAACAGUAUGAGUACUGUAAAGAUGGUAAAAGUAAAUGUUUUCAUGAUUGUGUUGUAACAUUUUUCCAUCUAUUUUUUUAUGUAUUUUCACAGUUUUAUAAAAUUUUGUUUUUCAUAAUGAAAUUCAAAAUGACUUAAAAUGCAGACUUUUUGCUGCAAGCUGUAUUUCUAACACUUUGAUUUCACCAUUUUCCUUUAUUCUUAAUAUUGAAUUCUCUUAAUGAUUAAACGUCGUUAAUAUUUUGCACCAUAUACAAACAACAACUAAAUGUAAAAAAUACUGAACCCAUCUACUUCGUUUAUGGUCUCUGUUUGCUCUAAUAAAACAUUCAUAUACUCUUAUUCAGAGUAAAAUUAAGAAUUACCCAAAUAAAAAACAUUUUCUCACCGUUAUGUUUUUUUCAAAACCUCUAUAUGGCUCGUUCUGCUGUAGAACACGAAAGAGGAUAUUUUGAGAAAUGUCUCAUUGGUUUUGUGUCCAUACAAUGGAAAGUCAAUGAGGUCCAAUGUUGUUUGGUUACCAACGUUCUUCAAAAUAUCUUCUUUUGUGUUCUGCAGAAGAAAGAAAGUCAUACAGGUUUGAAAUGACGAGAGGAUGAGAAAAUUCUGAAAGAUUUUAAUUUCCCUUUGCUACGGAGCUACGCCCUACGGAAAAUGAUUACCACCCUUGUUACAAAUUAUUAGCACAGAAAUGGUAUUAAGUAUUUUACUUUGUGUGUGCCAUAUUCAGAUAGAAAUUCACUAUUUCUUGGAUUAUUGAAUGCCGUUUUUAUCCAAUUGGCAAACUACAUAACAUAAUAUUGUAUUAAGAAAAAUAGUAAAUUGCAUUAACACAAAUUCACAAAUAAACAAA